Candidozyma pseudohaemuli is the source of this 2922-nucleotide messenger RNA. RefSeq lists its product as uncharacterized. Gene Ontology annotation, cellular component: plasma membrane. The record is from RefSeq and is a predicted model, not a curated record. The transcript is spliced from 2 exons. The coding region runs from base 1 to 2922 and encodes 973 amino acids. Gene Ontology annotation, biological process: ammonium transmembrane transport; phospholipid catabolic process. Gene Ontology annotation, molecular function: ammonium channel activity; glycerophospholipase activity. NCBI's taxonomy places the organism in Eukaryota, Fungi, Ascomycota, Pichiomycetes, Serinales, Metschnikowiaceae.
AUGUUAUUGGGGGCUGGUGUGUUGAGUGCUUAUGAUACCAGAUACGUCGAUUCCCAGGAUCAGUUGGGUGGUUUGUUGCAAAGUACCACAUACAUCGCUGGAUUAUCUGGUGGGCUGUGGAUUGUGAUGAACAACCUUCUUAGUAACGGAGAACAAAUCAAUUCAACUAUACAGAGGCUUGAACUUGAUUUGCAGAACCCCCUUCUUGAAGGUGUUCCCAAUUUGGAGUUGAGAGAAAUCCGUGCUGGAAUUGAGUUGAACCAAAAUCGUACGCAUCAAACUGAGUCUUCUAAUAAUGCCUUUGGCGCCUUAAUGGACAAGAUUCUACCAGGUAUCGUUAACAAGGUGCUUUCAGUUAACAACAACGAAAGUCCUUUUAACGUGAAAGAGGUGCUCAAGUUCUAUAAAGAUAUCUCCUUGGAAACUCGUGUGAAGAAAGAGUCUGGUUUCAGAGUUUCACUCAUAGAUUACUGGGCUAGGAUACUAGCAAGAAAAGUGUUUCCUCCAAACUUCAGGUCUACUGGUUUCACGAUGUCAUCCACCGCAAAACUUCUUUCCUUUCAAAAUCAUUCUCAACCAUUCCCGAUCAUCACAGCAGUUGAGGUGGUACCUGAAGUAGAGGAAGGUAGCAUUGACUCCCACAUAAUUGAGAUAACCCCUUUUGAGUUUGGUUCGUGGGAUAGUUUCUUGAACGCCUUCACAGAUGUCAAGUUCCUAGGAAGUAAUCUUCUGAAUGGCAGGCCAAUACAGGAGAACCUUCCAAAUCUGAAUGAGUCCACAUGUACCUCCGGAUUCGACUCCCUUGCAUUUCUUACAGCCACAUCUUCAGGGCUUUUCAACAUUGUCUUGCAAUACGUUUACAAGCUGUUGCCUGGUUCGAUGAGUGAGCUGCUGCCAUACUUCAGCCAGCUUCUCAAGAUGUUUGGCUUUGUAAAGAGUCCAGUUUUGGAUGAAACGGCAUAUUCAGAAUUUGCAAUUCAUUCUCCCAAUCCUUUCUACAAUUACAUCGGCGGAAAUGCUAAAGGAAGGUCAAUUAAUAAUGCAACAGCACUAUACCUCGCUGAUGGAGGUGAAGACGGACAGAACAUCCCAUUUAGUCCGCUCAUGGUUUCAUCAAGGCAAGUUGAUGCCCUCAUAGUCUUUGACAUGGGGUCUGAAGUUUUCAACCGACCCAAUGGUUCCUCGUUAAUAGCCACCGCAAAGCGGUAUCACGCUAACUACUCUGAUUUGAGAAUACCCCUAUUUCAGGACGAAAGUGGGUCGCAUCGCAGGAUGUUCCCAAUUAUACCGACAUCAGAGGAAUAUUUAGAGAGGGGCUUCCAAGAGAGACCUGUGUUUUUUGGAUGCAGCAUUGACGACUAUCCAUUGUACAAUGGCAACAUCCUGAAUCAGUUUGAGAUCCAAAGAAGCUUCAUUCCUCCUCUUUUGAUUUAUCAGGCGAAUUACGAUAUUCUGUUUCCAUCUAAUACCUCCACCUUCAGAACCUCAUAUCAACCGGAGGAGGUUCAAGGAAUGGUCCGCAAUGGAUUUAUUGGCAACCUUGGGUUUGCGGUCCUCAGACAACUUCAUGACCCCGAUCAAAGAAUAUACACCACGCCUCGAGGCGAGAUCUUAUCCAUAAUGCAUUUUUUGUUCAAUGGCCUCUUGAAGGUCAUUUGUACUGUUAUCACAUUUCCUGGCUGUGCAGCGGAAAGAGGUAGAUUGGUUCCUAUGUUCGUCUUCAUCUUCUUUUGGUCGCUCAUAGUGUACAAUCCGAUUUCAUAUUGGUACUGGAAUCAAAACGGUUGGCUUUCUACUCAGCUCAACAAGCUUCCUGUAAUGGACUUUGCCGGUGGUACCUGUAUUCAUGUGGUUAGUGGCUUUAGUGCAUUAGCAUACUCCUACAUCUUGGGUCCUAGGAAUCCCAAAAUGGUUGCAGAUUAUAGAAGUUGUAACAACAGCAACAUGAUUAUCGGAAUGUGCAUCUUAGUCCUUGGAUGGUGUGGUUUCAUAUCAGGUUGUGACUAUAAAUUAUCUUCGAGGUCAUUCUACAUUGUUGCAAACACAUGGCUCAGUGCUUGCUCCGCCGGCAUAGUUUGGCUACUCAUAGAUCUUUAUACAUCAGCUAUACCACUAGAAGAAGCAGGAUAUGAGGAGAUUGAGCUACAAGAUCUAGAUAGCGCAGGACUUGGAAUCGCUAGAAACGAUACCCCUAUCGUGACAACCAGAAAAAUCUCCAUGAUUUCUUUCACUUCAGGAGUUAUAUGUGGUCUUGUCGUCUUCACACCUGCUGGGGGAUACGUUUCCUCGCAUUCUUCAUUCUGGAAAUGUAUAGUUUUUGGUGUGGUUGGCGGUCUCGUGGGAAAUCUUGCUACACGCAUCAAAUACUUUUUGCGGAUAGAUGACGCCCUUGACAUCUUCGCAGUUCAUGGUGUUUGCGGCGUUGUUGGGACUAUUCUUGUUGGCAUAUUUGCUGACGAGUCAUUUGAAUCAUCCGGCGGCUGGGUCGUUGGGAAUUGGGUUCAAUUGGGAUACCAAAUACUUGGAUGUGUCGUGACCUCCCUUUAUGCCUUUGUGGUGAGUUUGGCAUUGCUUUAUAUCAUAGACAUGAUCCCAGGUCUUCAUUUACGUAUUGACAAAUCCUUCAACAGGAGGAUGAGAAAUAAGUUACUUGACCGCCACGGAUCUGAGGAAGGCGACUUAAGUAGCCUUGAUGACGACUUUGGCCUUGAAAGAGCUGAGCUUCUUGGCACCGACUGGCAUGAGCUCAAUGGAGAGUACUCUAUGGAUUUCAUGGAAUUCAUUAAAGUGGUUGACCCCCAGGAUUACGCAGAUCAGAUCUCCGCUGAGCCCAUUAGUCCCGAAGAGAGUGAUUUCAGUCAAUUUGACACCAGCGAUGCCCAGCUCAGGAAACGAGACCCGCUUACGGAGAGACACAGAUGA